This is a messenger RNA of Chiroxiphia lanceolata (lance-tailed manakin), 1887 nucleotides long. It is a transcript of the gene CCDC120, whose product is annotated as coiled-coil domain containing 120. NCBI's taxonomy places the organism in Eukaryota, Metazoa, Chordata, Aves, Passeriformes, Pipridae. The transcript has 11 exons. The record is from RefSeq and is a predicted model, not a curated record. Bases 299 to 1768 code for a protein of 489 amino acids.
CUCCCGCCCGCGCCGCCGGGGCCCCGCGAGGCCGCCGCUCCACCCGGGUUUUUGGGGGGUGAGGGGGGGUACAGGACCCUCCCCUCCCACCAGCGAGCCCGGGACCACCACCCACCCCCCCCCCCAUCCCCCCGGAGCUGGCGGGGGGCGGCAGGGGCUGCCCGACCGCCUGGGACCCCCCCCGGGGGGGGUGCGGGGCUGACCCCCCCCAUCCCGGAGCCCCGGGCCCACCCGGCCGCGACACCCCCCGGGGUCAGCGCCCGGGGCCGAUGGGCACCGACCCCGCGCCCCCCCCGCGAUGGAGGUGAGGGGCCACAUCAUCCCCCCCGGCACCUACAGCCCCGCAGGGGCGGCCGCGGGGCGGCUGCAGGAGCUGCGGGAGCGGCAGCGGGGGCUGCGCCAGGCGCUGGGGCUGCGCCUGCGGGAGCUGCGGCGCCUCUGCCUGCAGGAGGCCGAGCUGACGGGGAAGUUGCCCCCCGAGUACCCCCUGGAGCCCGGAGAGAGACCCCAACCCCCCCCUCGGCGCCGGUCGGGGGUGCCCCCCCGGGGACCCCUCCCUGAGUGGCUCUCGCACCCCUCCGGUGGUUCCCGUCCCCCCGGGUGUCCCGUGGUGACCCCCACGCCCUGUGGGUCCCCCCAUGCCCUGGCGGGGCGGGCGCGGCGCGAGGCGGCGGCGCAGGUGCAGGUGCAGGCGCAGGUGGUGGAGGCAGCGCGGCGCAUGGCGGCCGUGCCAGGGCUGCCCCCCGAGCAGCGCCGGCGCCGGCAGCGGCUCCAGGCUGAGGCUGCCCAGCGGCUCCAGCAGCUCCGUGCCCAGCUCGGACCCCCGGGGCAGGAUGAGAACGGGUCCCUCUGCGACCUGCCCGUGCUGGAGAACGGGGCCCUGCCCCCCCUGAAGCCCCCCCAGAGUGGAGGCGGCCGCCCCUCUCCCCCCCGGGGGGGGUCCAGCAGCCCCGACCGCCGCCCGCCCUGGACCCCCGACGUGCCCCUGGGGGGCCCGGGUCGCCGCAGCUCCCUCGCCAGCCCUGCCAGCCCGGCGCGGACCCUUCCCCGCAGCGCCUCCAGUUUCGAGGGUCGCAGCGUCCCGGCCACGCCCGUCCUGGCCCGCAGCCCCUGCGCCCGAGGGCACCCCCUCGGCCGCCCCAACCCCGAGGCGCCGGGGUUGCCCCCCCGGCCCUGGUCCGGCAGCCAGGACUCGCAGCUGGGGGGGCCCCCCGCCCCCGGCCCCCCCCUCCCGACGGCCCCCCGGACCCGCCGCAGCAACAGCUCGGAGGCCUUGAUCGACUGGGGGGGCCCCCCCGCCGCCGCCGCCGAGAGCACCCCCGAGGCGUCGCGGGGCCGGGGCGGCUGCCCCCCCAACGCGCACCCCCCCCCGCCCCCCCCCCUCCUCGGCCGAGCAGCAGCGCCGCAGCCAGAAGUGGUUGGCGCUGGAGGGGCUGCGGGACUGGUACCUGCGGCACACGGGGACCCCCCCGGCGGGCCCCCACCCCCCGGCCGGACCCCCCCGCCUGCUGCCCCCCGGGCCCGCCUGGGCCCCCCCCCGACGCCGAGACCCCCCCGGCCUGCCCCACUCGCUCAGCUACGCCGGGGCCCUGGCGCCCAGGGCCUCAGGGGACACCCCUGGGGCCACCCCCCCUCCCCCCGUGGACCCACAGCCCCCCGGCACCCUGGUGUGACCCCCCAAACCCGCGGGGUCGCACCCCCUGACUCACUCCAACCCUCCCCCGGUUAUGGGGAGGGGUCCCCCCAGGUUUGGGUGGGGUGCCCCUAAUUUGGGGGGGGGGGGGCCAAACCUGGGUGUCCCCCCCCUCGGCUGCUCCUGGAGAGUGGCUGGUUUGGGGGGGGGGUCACACGCCCUCCUCGGGAGUGGGGGGGUCCAGCGGGGUGGGG